UCAAUGUCUUUUCCUCUUUGGACAGGUCCCUGUGCCUAAAGGCAGAAAAUGUCCAAUAGCACCUCCCUCACUGACUUCCUCAUCCUGGGCUUUGCAGACACGUGGGAGCUUCAGCUCUUGCACUUCCUGCUGUUCCUGGGCAUCUACCUGGCUGCCCUCCUGGGAAAUGGCCUCAUUAUCACAGUCAUAGCCUGUGACCACCACCUCUACACCCCCAUGUACUUCUUCCUCCUCAAUCUCUCUGUCUUGGACCUUGGCUUCAUCUCCACCACUGUCCCCAAAUCCAUGGCCAAUUCUCUCUGGAACACCAGGGCCAUUUCCUACUCAGGAUGUGCUGCCCAGAUAUUUUUGUUUUUCUUCUUGAUUUCAGCUGAGUUUUCUCUCCUUACAGUCAUGGCAUAUGACCGCUUUGUUGCCAUCUGCCAACCCCUGCACUACAGGACCCUCAUGGGCAGCAGAGCUUGUGCCAAAAUGGCAGCAGCUGCCUGGGGCAGUGGUUUUCUCAAUGCUGUGCUGCACACUGCUAAUACAUUUUCAAUACCACUCUGCCAAGGCAACACAGUGGACCAGUUUUUUUGUGAAGUUCCCAAGCUCCUCAAGCUCUCCUGCUCCAACACCUACCUCAGGGAAGUUGGGGUUCUUGUGUUUAGUAUCUGUUUAUUCUUUGGGUGUUUCAUUUUCAUUGUGCUGUCCUACGUGCAGAUCUUUGCAUCUGUCCUGAGGAUCCCCUCUAAGCAGGGACGGCACAAAGCCUUUUCCAUGUGCCUCCCUCACCUGGCCAUCGUCUCUUUGUUUGUCAGCACUGGCACAUUUGCCUAUGUCAAGCCCCCCUCCAUCUCCUCCCCAGCUGCAGAUCUGGGGGUGGCUGUUCUGUAUUCAGUGGUACCUCCAGCAGUGAAUCCUCUCAUCUACAGCAUGAGGAACAGGGAGCUCAAAGAUGCAUUGAAGAAACUGAUUCAAGGGGUACUAGUUCAGCAGCAAUAA
Dromaius novaehollandiae (emu) is the source of this 984-nucleotide messenger RNA. Its product is annotated as olfactory receptor 14A16-like. Gene Ontology annotation, molecular function: olfactory receptor activity; odorant binding; G protein-coupled receptor activity. Lineage: Eukaryota; Metazoa; Chordata; Aves; Casuariiformes; Dromaiidae. The record is from RefSeq and is a predicted model, not a curated record. Gene Ontology annotation, biological process: G protein-coupled receptor signaling pathway. The transcript has a single exon. Gene Ontology annotation, cellular component: membrane. The coding region runs from base 49 to 984 and encodes 311 amino acids.